Molecule: messenger RNA, 507 nt
Organism: Naegleria lovaniensis
Lineage: Eukaryota; Heterolobosea; Eutetramitea; Acrasida; Naegleriidae
Exons: 2
Coding region: 1-507 (168 amino acids)
Cellular component (GO): nucleus; cytosol
Molecular function (GO): protein binding; peptidyl-prolyl cis-trans isomerase activity
Source: RefSeq, a predicted model, not a curated record
AUGUCUCAACUCCCAGAAGGCUGGCGCAUGAAAGAGUCCUCAAGCAGACCUGGUACUUUUUAUUAUAUCAACAAGUAUACAAACGAAACUCAAUGGGAGCGUCCAACCAAGCCAGCAACACCAAGCGGAUCAUCAAGCCAUGAUCACUCUGCAUCAUCGGAUCAACAAGUGAAAGUAAGCCAUCUUUUAAUCAAACACAACCAAUCGAGAAGACCAUCAUCAUGGAGAGAAGAAAAGAUCACCCGAUCUAAACAAGAAGCUACCCAGAUUUUGAGUGGUCUCCGUGAAGAGAUUUUCAAUGCUAGUGAUAUUGCCGAGAAAUUCAGUGAAUUAGCAUCAAAAUACAGUGAUUGCAGCAGUGCUAAGAGAGGAGGUGAUUUAGGCUUCUUUGGUCAUGGCCAAAUGCAAAAGCCAUUUGAGGAUGUUUCAUUCCGGUUGAAAGUUGGAGAAUUGAGUGAUAUUGUUGAAACAGACAGUGGUGUUCAUAUUAUUUACCGAACGGCUUAA